Colletotrichum karsti is the source of this 804-nucleotide messenger RNA. Its product is annotated as cleavage and polyadenylation specificity factor subunit 5. Lineage: Eukaryota; Fungi; Ascomycota; Sordariomycetes; Glomerellales; Glomerellaceae. Gene Ontology annotation, cellular component: mRNA cleavage factor complex. The transcript is spliced from 2 exons. Gene Ontology annotation, molecular function: mRNA binding. The coding region runs from base 1 to 804 and encodes 267 amino acids. The record is from RefSeq and is a predicted model, not a curated record.
AUGUCCACGAUUACUACCACAGCUCUGCAGUCGGGCCACGCGCCCAUCAUCCCCCUCUCCUUCAACUCCAACCAACCGGAGACGAUCCGCCUCUACCCUCUCUCCAACUACACCUUUGGCGUCAAGGAGACCCAGCCCGAGGAGGACCCCUCCGUGAUCGCCCGUCUGAAGCGUCUCGAAGAACACUACAAUGUGCAUGGCAUGCGUCGCACCUGCGAGGGCAUCCUCGUCUGCCACGAGCACAACCACCCGCACAUCCUGAUGCUGCAGAUCGCCAACGCUUUCUUCAAGCUGCCUGGCGACUACCUCCGGCCGGAGGACGACGAGGUCGAGGGUUUCAAGGCCCGCCUCGACGAGCGUCUUGCGCCCGUAGGCAGAAUCGGCGAGGGUGAGGAGCCGGCGGACUGGCAGGUUGGCGAUUGCCUGGCGCAGUGGUGGCGCCCCAAUUUCGAGACGUUCAUGUACCCGUUCGUGCCUGCGCACGUAACUAGGCCGAAGGAAUGCAAAAAGCUUUACUUCAUUCAGUUGCCUAAAAGCAAGGUGCUUAGCGUACCAAAGAACAUGAAGCUUCUCGCUGUUCCCUUAUUCGAGCUCUACGAUAACACUGCAAGAUACGGACCCCAACUUUCGGCAAUCCCUCAUCUUCUCAGCAGAUACAACUUCGAAUUCGUCGACGAGAACGGCAACAUCGUGGCUGUCACGCCGGGCUCCAGCGCACCGGAAGGAUACGUGCCCAGGAUCAAGGUUCUGGCUGGCGAUGACACGGAUAUGCAAGAGGCAAAGGAUGAGAAUGGCGAGCAGUAG